GGGACUGAGCCCCCCCCCUCGCGGGACUGAGCCCAGCGGAGCCGGGACCGCGGCGUGUGACACCCCCCCGCACAGGGCGGGACCGGAGGGUGUGACCCCCCCCCCAAUGUGGGCCUGGCUGGUGCUGGGGUCCUGGUGCCUAGUGAGGACGUCUCCGGCCCCGCAGGCGUGGGUGGAAUCAGUGGCGUGGCAGAGCCGUGGGCCAGUGAUGGUGGAGCCCGUGGCCUGGCGGUGGCAGGAUAAAGCCGCGUGAAUUACAGCCGUCACACCAAACCCGCCUGGCGGCGUCUCCAGUGACCGUGCCUGUGACUCGGUGUCUCUGCAGAUCCCGCCCCAGAGGGCACCGCCGAGAUGGAGCCAAGUGCUGGGGGCAGAGGAAUCCCAGAUGCUCCUGGGGCGGCAGGCGCUGGGGGCUGGAGCAUCAGAGAGGAGCAGAGCGACACGCUAGGAUCCCAGGCAGUGAAAGCAGAGAGCGCGUCCGAGAGCCUGGGCUGUGGGGAGCCCCUGGCCCCAGGAAGCGGCCACAUCGGGGACGUGCUGCUGAUCUGCACGGAGUGCGGGGAGAGCUUCGGGCAUCACGAGGCCCUGAUUGCCCACCAGCGAGACCACGCCGGGCAAGGGGCCGGGCCCUUCACCUGCCCCCAGUGCCAGAAGAGCUUCAAGCACAGAGCCAGCCUGGUGGCGCACCAGCGCGUGCACACGGGCGAGCGCCCCUACGGCUGUGCCCAGUGUGGGAGGGGCUUCCGCUACAAGACCUGCCUGGUGGUGCACCAGCGCGCCCACUCCGGCCAGCGCCCCCACAAGUGCCCGCAGUGCGGCAGGGCCUUCCUGCAGCGCGGGGACCUGCGUGCCCACCUGCGCACACACACGGGCGAGCGCCCCUUUGCCUGCUCUGAGUGCGGCCUCCGCUUCCCGUCCCGCCGGAACCUCGCCUGUCACCAGCGCCAGCACCCGGACCUGGGCCCCCACCAGUGCCAGCAGUGCGGGCGCAGCUUCCGCCACAAGCGCAACUUGGUGCGGCACCAGCGUGGCCAUGCCGGCACCCAGCCCUACCACUGCCCCGAGUGCGGGGACGGCUUCUGCUACAAACAGAGCCUGGUGGCCCACCAGCGGGAGCACGCCACCCCCCGGCCCUACCCCUGCCCGCAGUGCGGCACCAGCUUCCAGCACCAGGCCAACCUGGCCAUCCACCAGCAGAGCCAUGCCCCCCCGGCCACCUACACCUGCCCCCAGUGCCAGCAGAGCUUCAAGUACAAGGGUUACCUGCGCAUGCACCAGCGGAAGCACUCGGCCCCCGAGGCCGCGGGACGGGAGUGCCAGGCCCUGCCCAGCGGGGGGAGGCUCUUUACCUGCGCCCAGUGUGGGAAAGGCUUCAAGAACAACGGCUUCCUCAUCAUCCACCAGCGAGCCCACGCGGCCGGGGCACGGAGCACCAGCCCCAGCCCUUGGGGCACCUAGCCCCUCUGCCAGGCCUCGUGCCAUCAGCAAAGGGGCAGCAUUGCCAAGGGAGCUCUGAGCGUGGCCAGGAAGGGCCCAGCGUGCCGACAGAGGUGCUGGCCACAGGCACAGUGUUAGAGAGAGGGGAGGGCUGGGCUGCUGAAACCCAGGGUGGCCAACUUAGGCUACUGGACUUUGUCUGAAAGCACCAGCUCCAGAGUCCUGGGAGAAUGGCAGCUUCGGACUCAAAGUGCGGCUGUGGUGCCGGCGGCGAAGGGUCUGGGGUGUCUGAGCACAUGGGGUUUGCGGGGCCGGGGCUGGGUCUUUCUGCUGCUGGCUGCUGCCCUGUUGCCGGAUGCGUGUACCAGCCCUGCCCGGUGCCCCCAAAUUCUCUCUCUGGGCCCCUCUGGGAAGAGGCUGCUGAGCCUGGAUGUGGCCCUGGGGGGAGAGGGGGGCUGGCUGUCGUGCCACACACGCAGCCAGGCAGAAAGGGGGCCGAAGAGCCCUGAGUGUGCUGUGGGGGACGGGGGAGAAACCUGCCCUGAGAGGCUCCAGAGCUGCCUGGGUCACGGCGCAACCGGGCGUCCCACAGAGAGAACCACCACUGGCGCAGCGCUGACACCGC
Mauremys mutica (yellowpond turtle) is the source of this 2062-nucleotide messenger RNA. RefSeq names its product gastrula zinc finger protein XlCGF52.1-like. Lineage: Eukaryota; Metazoa; Chordata; Testudines; Geoemydidae. The transcript is spliced from 4 exons. The record is from RefSeq and is a predicted model, not a curated record. The coding region runs from base 352 to 1458 and encodes 368 amino acids. Gene Ontology annotation, cellular component: nucleus.